AUGUUCUUCAGUUAUGAGCAACUUAUUAAAUCUGAUGGACAAUUUUCCGUUGCAUGGCUUCUUUCCUUUUUCUCUAAGAAAACGAUUCCGAGAUCUACUGCUUUAUCAUGUUCAGUAUCACAAAUCUGCGAGGAACUAAUAAAGCGUUGUCCAACUAGAAAUAGUACAUUUGCUGAUGUUAAAAAAAACUUUUCUUUGUACCUCCAUGGACGAUUGCUCUAUGGGGCCACCAUUUUGAUGUUCAAGAAACAAGCAAUGCUUGAAAAAGAUCUGGAGACCCUUUAUGAAAAACUAAGAAGCCAUUCUUGGCGACGUUUUCUAGAUACUGAACUGAAUACCAGUGAUUCAAACAACCAAAUGUUAGAAAGUGAUAUGGACUUCAACGCUAUGGUUAAAAGUUUGGAUAAAAACUGGCUGCAACUCCUUGACAGCGAUUCGAUCUUCGAGUUGAAUUCUAUGGAUGAAAGGGAAAUACCUUUCGAUUUCUUAACCAACGAAUCCAUUACUGCUAAUGCCCAGACCUGCUCAGAUAUAUCCUUGCUCACCGAUAUAUCCGGGUACCUUUUCAAUAACGCGGGUCCAUUCCAAGUUUCCGACUUUUCUGAUAAUCUUGAAGAUAACAAUCGUAACGUUUAUCCUAACAUUGAUCAUUAUGAAGCUCAGCCUGAUGCUCUACCACCAGAGUAUGAGCUGUCCAGCUUUCCGAAGGAUUCUUUCCAAAUGCCUGCACGAUUAGAACCAGAAAAUAAGCAAGCAUCUGUUCUACCUCAGCCGGAGCCUGUGCCUGCGCCGCAUGAAGAAUGCAAGCAGGAGUCUGAAGAAGAAAAGCAUGAGCCUGUGCCACAAGAACCAGAACCUGUAAUAGCACCAGCAGUAGCGCCAGUACCAUCACCGGGACGAGAAUACAAGCAGGAGGCAGAGCUAGAACUUGUACUGCAAGAUGAUUUUCAACUAGCACCAGCACAUUCACUAUUGGAUCCCGCUGUACAGAUACAAAAUUCUGAACAGGUGUUCGAAGAAUCUUGGCAGUCAUUAUUGAAUCAUGCGGCUGAAGAUCGGGAAAAUAAAAAGAGAGAAACAUUUUCCGAUAGAAUGGAAAGGAGGUUCAGAAAGAAAAAACAGACUUUUGACGAAACCACAAAGCUAUCAGAAGACAUGAUAUUGUCCAACAUUGAAACGUACGCCGAUACAUUGGUUGAUAGAAAAAUCGUAGAACCGGAGAAAACCUAUCCGACUGUGGAUGAAUUGCUCCAACUAGCAAAUCCUGGGUGGCCAAAAAAAUUACACUACCUUUUCCGAGCUGUUCCUCACAAACCAAUGAAUCGGGAAGAAACAAAAACAUUGUUCAAUACAUUCCCUGUUGCGGGAUUUUUCAAAGAGGCUGAUGAGUCUCAUUAUGAGGAAAUGUUUGACGAUAUGAGCAGAACUCCUGGAUAUACUGGAAUAUACGAGGAUUCGCUGUAUGGUAAUGCGACUCCUGGACGAUGUGACGAUCUUACAGCAAUGUCACGGGAAGGAAGUGAAGAAACUGAAAAAGUCCGUCGUGCAACAAGAUCUUCUAUUUUUGAACCGUUCGCUCCUGCGGAUAUCGAGCUUGCAGACGAUGUUUUUACCGAAAGCGCCCAACCUGGAAGAUUCACUUUCUGCAUUAAAGGAAAAGUUCUAGAAGACAGGAAGAACACUUAUGAAAUAAUAAGAACAGAAAUUAAUGAUUCUGAAGAUGGAUUGAUGUUCUCAAAACUACUCCCUGUGUCGACUACAUCUUAUGACAUUGCAGCCAAAUACUUCGGAUGCUUACUAGAUUUGCUCGCGUUGAAGGAUAUCAAAGCUGAACAACUUGAACCAUACGGUGAAAUUAUUCUUUCGAAACGUUAA
Molecule: messenger RNA, 1875 nt
Organism: Auanema sp. JU1783
Lineage: Eukaryota; Metazoa; Nematoda; Chromadorea; Rhabditida; Rhabditidae
Source: the annotation of a GenBank genome assembly